AUGGGUCUAAUACGCACCUCUCUAGCCUCGACAAGUCGGACUUGUCCACCCUCGCUUCUCACCUCAUCCGCCCGCUCGAAACGAUUCAUAAGCAGAUCAGCGCCGAGUCGAUACCAGCACGUGCUGUACCUUGGCGAUGUGUUAGGCUACACCUCUGCCAGCCGGCUGAGCAAGUUUCCACGGGCAUGGUUGGACGCUGCCGGCGUGGCGGCGGAUGUGGAUCAUGGGCUGCGGUGGGUGGCCGCCAGCGGUGGGGUGAAUCAUGUGCUGCUUGGGUACGAGGUGCUUGUCUCGCCGCUGGAGGGGGUGAGGCGGGGGAGGGAUAGUGGGGAGGAGAUUGUUGUGCACGGUGCCCGACCGGAGGAGGGGGAGGGAGGGUUGAGGAACGGUAAGGGUAAGGAUGAGGAAAGAGAGGGGGAGAUCCUGGAGGAGUCCGGGGGAAAGACGUCCACCAGUCGACAUCCAAGCAAAGUCUUUGCUCUGGGUCGCAACACGCACGCCCAGCUAGGGUUGGGAUUCAGCAGUCAAGAGGCGACCCGCGGCAUGGUCACCGGUACGCUCGACGGCGUCGGGGGCGUCACCCACGUUGCUGCCGGAUCCGGCUUCUCUUUCGUCACCACGGCCACUGGCUCUGGAUCGAAUACCUUUGGGUUUGGUAACGAUACAUUGGGUCAACUCGGCUGCUCCCCCCGCGAGCCGGCGACACGGAACGAGUUCGAUCCGUGGGAUGUGUCGACCAGACUCCCGGAUUCGGAGGCGGCCCAGUUGCGAUUGCUCCCCCUGCCCAAGCAGAUCGACUUGGACGGCGAAUGGGAGGUCAAGAGCAUCGCUGCGGGGCUGGAUCAUAGUUUGUUGCUGCUGGAGCGGGAAGUGAGCGGGUUCGUGGUGCAAGAGGUGCGCUCGACGGGGUUGAACACGGAUGGUCAGUUGGGGGUGACACCGCGCGAAAAGGCAGAGGCAGUGCCAAUUGAGCCGUUGUUAUCGCGCAGCUUCAAGGCUGUUCCGCUACCAUUGCAGCCGACAGCAGGAAAGAGAGCGGAAUCGACAGCAGCAGGUGGAGCGAGUGGCAGUGCAAAAGCCGCCGCAGGGAAGGCGAAACAACGAGGAGCAGAGGCAGCCAGCACAGAGGCCAUACAAACACCCGCAUCCUCACCGACCGGCGCAGAACGGAUCCUCAAAGUGGUCUGCGGCGCAGACACGUCCUACGCCUUGACUCCCACCGGCAUCUGGGCGUGGGGCAACAGCGAGUACGGCCAAACGUUUGCCGGUGUGCACGAUCGGAUCGCCGCCCCUGUCUUCGUGCCGAACCCUCUACCCGCCGCGUACGCCUCCCAUUCCCUGCCAUCGGACGGGGCUUUGGGGGUGCGGAAGCUGGUAGCCGGGGGAUCUUUCGCGGCGCUGCUGGACAGCGAGGGGAGGGUGUGGGUGGUCGGUUAUGGUCCGCGUGGCGUCACUAAUGUCGACGAUCCCGACGAAUGGGCGCGAUUGACGCUCAUCGACCUGCCCAAGGUUCAGGCGCUCUUCGCCGGGCUGGAGUAUCUAGUGGCUGUAACAGAAGACGGCGAGGUGUUCCUCUGGGGUAUACCCCCGCGAUCCGUCUCGACACAACCGAUGGUGGCGCCAACAAGGAUAGGGUGGACGUUGCCCAAAACGCCGCGGCAGGCAUGGUUGGAUGAGAAUCCGAGGCUGAAGGCUAAGGUAUCAGAAGAGGAAAGUGGGAAAGUCAGUGUAAUCGGUGCGGCGUGUACGAGGGACCAUCUGCUGCUCAUUCUCGACGAUGGUGUGGGCAAGAAUGUGUGGGCGGAGUGCGAUCAGCCACCGCGCGAGAAGGGCACAGAUGUCACGAUGGGAUGA
Molecule: messenger RNA, 1854 nt
Organism: Kalmanozyma brasiliensis GHG001
Lineage: Eukaryota; Fungi; Basidiomycota; Ustilaginomycetes; Ustilaginales
Product: Regulator of chromosome condensation 1/beta-lactamase-inhibitor protein II
Exons: 1
Coding region: 1-1854 (617 amino acids)
Source: RefSeq, a predicted model, not a curated record